AACUAAAAACGUAAAUUCGUAUAGUAUUGAGGAUUUAAAGUGUAAUGAUCUGUAAUGUGGUUAUUUUUGAUAGUUUACGAAGCUUUCCAACAUUAAUGUUUUUAUCUUAAAAUUCGAACUGAAUGAAAAACUGGAUUUUGAUGAGAAAUUUAUGUACAGACGUGUAAUUUCACGUGAUUAUAGAAAUUAUCAACAUUUAUUAUUUGAAUUUGAAUAAUGGUGAUAUCACGGCAAUGCGUCCUAAUCAAGUUUUACAUGUAUGAUGUAGAUAGCGACUGGGGAUGAAGUCGACAUUUGACUUUUGACCCUAUUUUCUCAACAAGUCUCUUCACAUCUUUGCCGACAGGAUUGUAUGCUAAUGAGUGAAUUAAACCCACUUAUAGGGUAUAUAAAAGUGACAAUCUCCUCGUGACUGCUCGUCCAAUCCAACAGAGGUACUUUCCUGUGACUGAGUUCAUUCAUAUACUAGCAUACCUUUUAUGUACAUACAUAGUUUGUAAUAUAGUACGAUAUCAUUUUUACCCUCAAGGAAGAAGUCGUGUCAAGCAGACGACAAAUAAUAAAAUAUAUGUGAAACUAUAAAACUUUCAAAGUUGGAUGUAUAUAAAAUGGAAGACUUUAUGCCUUUAUGGUCAAGCUUAGAAAGAGAACAAUAUACUCUUCAGAGACUAAAUUCAUCGGGUGACGAAAUAGACAUCGGCUCUGAGGGCCAAAGGAGCAGUAGUCCGUCUAGCGUUUGGAGCACAGAUAGCAUGGACGAUGAAAUGUAUCUUGAAUAUUUGUUUUCUCAGGGAUUAGCUGACAGUUUAGAAAAGACAAUUGCUGUAAUGCCAACUAUUUCUUGCGAGGAUCAUUCACAUCUGAACAAUUUUCAUAUCAAGGAAAAUGAUAGCUCGGAAGCUGACAUAAGUGUAGUAGAACAGAAAGUUACGGAUGAUGUUUUUGGAAAUAACGAAACUAAUGAAACUGUAAACAAUGAAAAGGAUUUCGUUGUAUUAGGUGUUGGACUUCAAAACCUGAUGCACAACUAUGCAGCAAAAAAUUCUUUAGGUGUAAGUAGUACAACUGUUCAGGAAUACCAAAUAGAACUGCCAUCAAAAUCACCUACGCUUACACAUAUAAAUAAAACCUUUAUUAACCGCACACAGUUUACAUUAGCAACGAAUUCUCUACUAGCGCAAUCGAGUUUAUUAAACACUGUAAAAAUGAGAAAUAUUAAAACCUCCACACCUAGGACAAACAGUGCAACUAAAGACAAAAACGAGGAGAAAAUUUAUCACUGUACGUAUGCAGGAUGCAACAAAGUGUACAGCAAGAGCUCUCAUUUGAAAGCACACCUUCGUCGACACACCGGCGAAAAACCGUUUGAAUGCACCUGGCCUGGAUGUGGUUGGCGCUUCUCGCGCUCAGACGAACUAGCGCGACAUAAACGAUCUCAUUCUGGAAUUAAACCUUACCAGUGUAAAAUUUGUGAAAAGAGAUUUUCAAGGUCAGACCAUUUGUCCAAACAUCUGAAAGUUCAUCGAAAACGAUAGACAGUAGCUAUCAGAUUGGUCAAACAUAGGCCAUGGAUUUGUGCAAUAUUUUAUUUAACAGUUAACUGAACAUUGUUUCGUGGUUAUGCAUUUUUGUGGGAAAAUGAGUGAUUAUGGAAAUUAAGUUUUUAAGUAACAUAUGCCUCGAGCAUAAAAUGUCGCAUAUUUAAUAGCAGAACGCUCUAGUUGAAUCACAUUUUUGUGCGGAUGAGUCCCAGUUUGGAAACAAAGACGCCUGCAGAAGCUCUAGCAGCAUAAUCUGGUGGCCCUUUAAGAUGACCACAGUUUUAAAUAUCAUUCAGAAUCAAAGUUUUACAUGCCAUAUUAGUAAAAUUUAUCAAGUGACCUUUAUUAUCAUAUCAAACUACCUGACCGUAUCAAACAUUGCUGGACAAUGGACACAGAUGAAAAAGGUCAACGGUCAAGUUGUCUCAUUAUUGUAGAAUUCCCCGUUUAUAUUUUUAUACUCAGUACACACUGGUGCUUUUAUAACUAUUUUACAAAUGUUGACGUUUAAUGGACAAUUUGAUGUGAAUUUAUUAUAAAUAGAAAUUAUUUUGUUGAA
Messenger RNA from Mytilus californianus (California mussel), 2100 nucleotides. Its product is annotated as Krueppel-like factor 7. The coding region runs from base 609 to 1535 and encodes 308 amino acids. The transcript has a single exon. The record is from RefSeq and is a predicted model, not a curated record. Gene Ontology annotation, molecular function: DNA-binding transcription factor activity, RNA polymerase II-specific; RNA polymerase II cis-regulatory region sequence-specific DNA binding. Gene Ontology annotation, biological process: regulation of transcription by RNA polymerase II. Lineage: Eukaryota; Metazoa; Mollusca; Bivalvia; Mytilida; Mytilidae.